CAUCAACGCUAGCGAAUCGCUGUUAGUUGUCCCCAUGAGCCUCUCACUGCCUGCACUGCGCUCAAAAUCACCCGACAAAUUCUCCUGAAUGUCAGAUACUUGUAUAGUCUGUCUGGGAGACUUGAGCAAAGAUAAUGGAGAUGCCGCUGCACUUCCAACCGUCGUUGCCAAGUCUCCACAGCAGGGUGCUGCCGCCACAGUCUCGAAGACGGCCGAGGAUGCACGACACAACACGACCCUUCGUGACUCGACUGAAGAUAAUUCAGAUGAGUUAAUCGCUCAUCUAAGACCCUGCGGUCAUUAUCUUCACAAUGAAUGUCUGACGCCGUGGGUGGAAAGGGCCAAUAGCUGUCCGAUUUGCCGCGCAAGUUUCAAUCUGGUCGAACUGAUGCACAAAGUUGAAGGCCAUGUCAUCUCCUCCUAUCCUGUUGAAGAUCGCACCCAAGUCGCCGAAUUGGAUCCGUCCAUGUUCCUCGAGAUCCCCGACGAAGACGACGAGGAUCAAGCCUGCCAGGCUUGCGGUGAAGACGACAACGAAGAUGUGCUCAUGUACUGUGAUGGUUGUCAAAAGUUGUGGCAUACAUAUUGUGUCGAUCUACAAGAGGUGCCUUAUGGCCACUGGUUCUGUGAUAAUUGUCGAGCGCAACGCGACGUCGACCCGCGGCAGCAGGGCCUUCCUCGAGCAGGCAGGGCUAGCCGUCGCCGUACUCGUGGUCAGCAGCGUAGGCAACGCGGCAACGAGUCAAGCUGGAAUCAAGUGUGGCAGACAGUAUGGUCACGCAUCAACCUCGACCUGGAUUUUCCCUAUGAGGAGGACGAGUCAUCGGCAACAUAUCUGAGACGACACCGCCAACAUAGCCAGGCCAAUCGACAGGCUCAUGACGCCUGGCGACGCCGUAUGCAGGUUGCCGAACUUCAAGGUGCUGGGAACCGCUUCAGGGAGAUGGAGCCUACUCUCCCCAGUAGCCCCGGUGGAGAGUCAACGCCACGAAUUCGGCGAAUUGGCACGUCACCGCGCCCGCCGGUGGAAACCCCAGAAGAGCUUAUGGCAUGGCAUGCUUUUGAGCAAGCUCAAGCGUCUCCCAGUGAGUCUGGCUCGGCGAGGAAGAGGAAGAGAAAGUCUCGGUCAGGUUCCCCGAGAGACUCCGAAGAUAGUGCUGCCCCAGCCGUCAAGCGGCGCCGACCAAGCGCAUCUACACGGACUGUCUCAGAGCCUGGAGCCUCUGCAACCCGCAGAACCCGGUCGCGCGAGCCUAUACGACUGGCAGAUCCUAUCCCUCCGAGACAGCCUAUUAUGGAUCCAGCUGCGCCCAGUUUCCUGCAAUCCCUUCUGCAGGAGGUAGAAGACUCUGGCACGAGCUCACACAACGUCCACCUUCAUCGUCCUUCACCUCGUCCUGCAGCGUCUCCUCCUGCUGAGCAAAAUUCUCCACGGCCUUCCUCACCAGCCCUGUCGCCCAUGCCCUCGAACCAUUCCUCACCACGAGCUACAUCCGCCACUCCUCCACCUCCCACCAGUCUCCGACCUAGUUCGCCGACUGGAUUGACGUCGCGUAUACAGCCCAUUUUCCCUUCAACAGACUAUUCUCCCUUGCGUUCAAAUUCUCCUGAACCAACUAACCCAAAGUCCGAAAUUCACAAUCAUCGCCAACCAGGGGGAGCAAAGGCACCUCCCACAGCCGGCCCGAUUUUGGCCCAGCCGAGACCAAGAGCUCGUGUACCACGUAUACUGGAGUCGUCUUCGACAUCAAAGCCGCAGGCUCGAUCUACAGAAACUUCUCCCACCCGAGCGGCCAUGUCUCUCUCCGCCAAAGAAGACGUGCAGAAGCUCGUGGCCACGGCUCUGAAGCCACACUACCACGAUCAGACCAUUACCAAAGACGAGUACACCGUUAUAAACCGCGACAUAUCUCGGAUGUUGUACGAUAGAAUUGGAGACUUUGAGGCUCUGGAUGUCGAUGGAAAGGCGAAGUGGGAGAAAGUUGCGGGCGACGAGGUCGACAAAGCUGUGAGCGCCCUGAAAGCUCCUGGGUGAACAACCUCCUUACUUGCACCUGAUGUUUGGUUUGAGCACUGUUACUGCUUUUUUCUUUCUCUCUUUAUGACGAAGGUUACGAAUUUACGACACGAAUAACGGCGUUUUUGGCAAAGGCAUCAGGGCUUGCAUUUUGAUGGAUUAGGGAUGAGACUUUGUACAAUGGACAAUCAACGACGGGAAGCUGAUCAGUCAGUGGCUUUCGAUAUUGGGGAGAGAGAGAGAGAGAGAGAGAGAGAGAGAAAGACUUCACGGUCAAUCGAGUGGUCGUCAUUUCGAGGAUCCUCGUAGGGUCACUACGAAGUACUACUAAUAAAUUUGGAGUAUAGCAAGCCACCGUGUAUAAAUAUUUGAUGGGCCUACGGAUGUACAUGCCCUGGACUCUUGCUCGGCUUGAUAAAUAAAAC
Exophiala oligosperma is the source of this 2442-nucleotide messenger RNA. RefSeq lists its product as uncharacterized. The transcript has 2 exons. The record is from RefSeq and is a predicted model, not a curated record. The coding region runs from base 89 to 2035 and encodes 648 amino acids. NCBI's taxonomy places the organism in Eukaryota, Fungi, Ascomycota, Eurotiomycetes, Chaetothyriales, Herpotrichiellaceae.